AUGGCCAGGCCCCGGCUGCUGGCACUUCUCUUGCUCCUGGCCCUGCCACGGCAGCCAUCCUCCCUGCCACAGCCGGACACCUCCCAGGGCAAGGCCACCAUGGCAGAUCUGAUCCUGUCUGCGCUGGAGAGAGCCACCUUGUUCCUGCAGGAGAGGCUGCCUGGGGUUAACCUGGAUGCAGUGGUGGGAUUCCAGGUGCUGGAAGAGCAGCUCCGGGGCAUCCAGGACAAGUGGGCGGCUGACCCCCUGCUGCGGCCACUCGGCCUGCGCGCCGGGCAGCUGGCCGCCAAGCUGACCGCCCUCCUCCGCCAGGCUGUUGUCUACCUCCAGCAGACCGACCCCACUUACCUAAGAGAGUUCCAGCCAAGCCUCCAGCCUGGGUUUUGGAAGCUGCCUCACACGUGGACCCGCACCAAUGCCUCCCUAGUCUACGCCUGGCUCGACCCCCAUGACUCGUUCUCCGAGGACAGCAGUGACUUGUGUCUGGUGCAGCUACUGGGAACUGGGACGGACCAGAGCCAGCCCUGCAUGCUCUCAGACUUCUGCAGGGCGCUCAUGACCAAGGCCGGCUGCUCCGGCUACAGCCUGUCCCAUCAGCUGCUCUUCUUCCUGUGGGCCCGAAUGAAAGGCUGCACACAGAGCCUGUUCCGCCAGAGCCAGCUGUACAUCGGCAUCUUCUGUGCUAACAUGAUGGCCCUGAACCAGAGAGCCCAGGCCGCCGGCUACACCUACCCCACCCAAGACCUCUUCAUGGAGAACAUCAUGUUCUGUGGCAUCGCCGGCUUCUCCGACUUCUACAAGCUCCGGUGGCUGGAGGCCAUCCUCAGCUGGCAGAAGCAACAGGAAGGCUGCUUCGGGAACCCCGAUACCAAGGACCAAGAAGCCCCCAGUGUGCCCCUUCCCCCACAGCACGCUCUGAGAAGAGUGAGGAGGCGGGAAAAGCUAUUCACAGACGGCUGCUCCUGCCACAGCACAGCCACCGCCGUGGGCGCUCUGGGUGGGUUCCUGUACUUCCUGGCGGCACACCCACUGGCAAAUGACGGGCCUCAUCCGGCGACACUGUCACCCCCCAGCGGCCGCUGAGCCGGGGCUCCACUGGCAUCUCUGAAAGGGUCAGCCGCUGAAGAGGAGCCGCAUAGCACACAGCUCUGUGGAAAACUUCUGGGCUGGUUUGAAACCCAGACUGAGCAGGGAGCAGGUGAAUACA
Messenger RNA from Dipodomys spectabilis (banner-tailed kangaroo rat), 1207 nucleotides. RefSeq names its product chromosome unknown C16orf89 homolog (gene CUNH16orf89). NCBI's taxonomy places the organism in Eukaryota, Metazoa, Chordata, Mammalia, Rodentia, Heteromyidae. The transcript is spliced from 8 exons. The record is from RefSeq and is a predicted model, not a curated record. Bases 1 to 1083 code for a protein of 360 amino acids. Gene Ontology annotation, cellular component: cytosol; membrane.